GUGCAUCCCCUCCGGGCUGAUAAGUCGUGCUGACCUCAACCCUUGAUCAUAACCCCCAUCUCGCGCACAUCGACAACGCACUGCGCACACCCUAUAUCUAACGCCACGCACGCUGGACGCGCGUCCCCUCCCUGGACCCGUCCAUCCAUGAACACUCCCUCAGUGAACACCACUACCUCUCGCAGGCUGCAGAAGCCUCGGCGGCAUGCGUCGACGUCAACAAGGAACGGGGCACCGCCGAUGUCAUCGCGCACAGGCUCUGCCUCGACGUCCGCACGUUAUCCGCCCUCAAACCGACACUCGCGCGUGCACACUAGCGGCUCGCACUGGCUCUUCCGCUCUAACCUUCGGCACAGACGCUCCUUCCGUCCAUCUGACUUCCAGCGGCGAUCGUUCUUCGGGCUUAGCGAAAUCCUAGGCGUGGUCGCGAAUCCCGCAGAAACCCUUCGCUCCCUCGCUGAGUCCCGCAAGCUCCUCUCGGAUGCAAAGCAAGAGCUGGCCGAGACGCGCGAGCGUCAGCAGCUGCGACCGAAGCACACCUUCUCUCCACUCGCCGGCUUCUUCCCACGCAAGAAGGAGCUGCGCGCGAUCGAGCGCACGUUGGGUGGAGAGCCGGCGUUCACGGUGCUCUUUGGGUCGAGUUCGGUGGGGAAGACGGCCCUCCUACGUCAGGUCCUAACCGAGGAGAAGUUCAAUGUCCUGCACUUCGACCUUCGCAUCGCGGGUUUCGCGGACCUUUCAAGUCUAUACAUCAGCCUCAGCGAGCAGAUGGAGCAGUACUUCCUGAACAUCUCUACGGAUAUGGAAGGCUACGAGGAGUUUGAGAAGGAGUCCUGGGCGUUCAAGCACGACCGUGCGGACGUCCAGAAGAGGAUCAAUGACGCGCCCAAUGAGCUCUCCGUCCACCAAAUCCGUACUAGCGAUAUCGCGCGUCUCAUGGAGCUGUUCCAGAGCUCGUUGCUCAAAUACUGGCAAUUCGAACCUGAGAAGCACAAGAAGGAGAAGCGCGACAAGGGGAAGGGCAAAGCCAGGGAAGAGCCCGACCCGCCUCAGUCCAGUGCCUCCAGCAUACGAUGGGGUCUGCGACGACGUCGUGCGUCCGAGGAUCUUGUUGAAGAGCGCCGAUUACAAGAGGAGCAGCAUCGAGUUAGUACCGAGACGGACCGCCGAAAUGGCGAUGACACGAACCGUACGCUCUCUAGUUCGGAAGGCAAGAAGUCGGAGGCACCGAGGAAGAGAAUGCCGGUCGUAUUUUUCGAUGAAGCACACCGUCUACCUGACUUACUGAGCAACCCCGCGUCCAUUGGCACUGCAUCCGCCAUGCAAUGCCUCCUCGACGCCAUGCUCGUCCUCACCAAGCAAGACCGCCUCUGUCACGUCGUCUUCGCCACCUCCGACGCCUUCUUCCACACCUGGCUUCGCCGCUAUAACGUUCUGCAGCACGCGAAGCUUCUCACCAUCGGUGACUGCACGAAGGCGGAGACGCGCGCGUUCUACAACGACCGGCUGCUCCCGCGCGUGCCGCAGCGGCUGCAGGGGAGCUAUGGGAUGCAAUUCGAGAGGCUGUAUGAUGCGUUUGGCGGACAUCUGACGCACUGGGCGGAUUAUGUGACGGAUUAUGUGAAUGCGGGGGGUGCGCUGGAUAUCAAGCAGAGCUCUCACUUCCUGCAGGCACAUGCACUCCUCAACUUGCUUGUCAUCCAUACUGCACAGCGCGACGGCAAGCUUGGUGAUGAUGAAGGCUCGGAUGGCGAAAUAACUCCUAACCAGAGCGUAGCGACCUUGCUUCCCAACGGUGGUCGCGCCCCGCCACCCUCGGCCGCGCCACAAGCUCGCGCCCACACACCAUCGACGAUGCGCACCCUCGCGCCCGUUCAGCCCGACAACGAGGAGGACAGCGCACACCCGUUCACCGCCCUUCAGCUCUUGCGCGUCAUGAGCCGUCUGCGCCAGGAGCACGCCCUGCCCUACUUCUCCCUCUGCCGCGAGUAUGGCGUCGCCGCCGUCGAUGGCAUGGUCCGCGCGCGCGUGCUCGACAUCCGCUGGACGGACCCCGUCGCGGACGAGGCUGCUCCCGAGCGCACGGGUGUCACGGAGGAGUGGCUCCGCCGGCAGAUGGGCCGCAGCAGCGACACCGCGGUCGCGCCCGACGGCAGCGUACAUGUACAAGACGGUGUGCCAAUGAGCGGGAUUGGAAUGGGCCCGGAGGACGACGACGACGAGUUGCAGCCGCUGAACGAGCUCGAGGCAGAGCUGGCGCCGGUGGUGGGUCCAAAGUGCGUGCCGAUGACACCGAUUAUGCGCUACGCGAUGGCGGAGGUGGUGGCGGAGUACGAGGACACGCAGUCCGUGUCCGACUAUGUGUCGCUUUCGGACGUGGAUGAGUACUGAGAGCAGGCUGGGCCGCUCACCUUGUUGGAUCCGCAUUGGGAUGGACGCUCACUAUCUAUUUAUCUUAUGCAAGGUCAAGGAAGGGAAACUCAUUCUUGUAAAGUAUUGUUGCAGUAUAGAGUAGAUACAUGGUCCGGUUGUCUUCAUAUCCGCCUUUGUUGACUGGCCACAAGAGCUCUGCAGCUGCCACCGGCGACAAGCUGCUUGCCUUAUCGGCCUCGUCGAUCAGAUUUCCGUCUAAAGCCGAUGCA
Molecule: messenger RNA, 2642 nt
Organism: Schizophyllum commune H4-8
Lineage: Eukaryota; Fungi; Basidiomycota; Agaricomycetes; Agaricales; Schizophyllaceae
Exons: 7
Coding region: 148-2391 (747 amino acids)
Source: RefSeq, a predicted model, not a curated record